Heterotrigona itama is the source of this 2418-nucleotide messenger RNA. Lineage: Eukaryota; Metazoa; Arthropoda; Insecta; Hymenoptera; Apidae. The record is from the annotation of a GenBank genome assembly.
AUGAAAACACCUGGUGAGUUAAUUUUCAAAUUUCAAUGCAUUUUCCAAACAAAGAGGACUCUUUAUUUCGGUAAACACGGAUUUUAAUCGUUCGUCUUAUCGACGAAAUAUUCCAAAAUAUUUUUUACGAUUUAAUGUUGAUUGUCGUUUUACGACAUUAUUUUUCUCUUUCUCAAAUAUUACAAAACAAUAUUAAGAAAUUAAUAACAAAUAAAUCUACGUAUCAUACAAAUUUUAUGUUAUUCAUUAUAAAUUUUUUUUUAAUCCUUGGUUAAAAAAAAAAGUACAGCAGAUAUUUAAGUAUUAUGUUUUUUUUAAAGCUUGUUCGUAUAUUUGCAGAUGUUUAUUAAUUACAUUAUGAAAGUAUUCAUAUAAACAAUUGUUAUAUAUAUAAACAAUUGUUAUAAUAAUUGCAUCAUUUAUUGAUUUAUUUAUUAUAUUUAUAUUAUUAUAUUUAUAUAAAUAUAUUUAUUAUAAUAAAUAGAUUAAUAUAAAAUGAUCAUUCAGGAUAUUAGAGUUAGAAGCAGCCCUUCUUGAUACACAAGCUCCAUCGGCAUCUGAUAUAUACGCAAUUUGUAAAGGACAAGCUGUUCCUACGAAUUUAAGACCUGAUGUGUGGCAAGCUUGUUUAGAUGUUAUCGACCGGGGUAAUCAGUUAAGUCAGUUCAAUGAAGUUUUUGAUUUACCAGAACAAAAUAUUAUACGCGAUGAUUGUCAACAAUUAGUUGAAAAAUUGGGAAACGAUGAUGAAGAUAAAGUUUCUGUUGUUUCCGAUUUAGAAUCUAUUUUAACAUUUUAUUGUAAGAGUAAAGGGAAACAGUAUAAAAGAGGAAAUGGUUGGAUAGAAUUAUUAGGUCCUUUAAUAGCUUUAAAACUCCCACGAAGUGCAACAUAUAAUUUAUUUGAAGAAAUAAUAGACUUUUAUAUUCCUAGAGGUGAAACAUAUAGCUCUGUAUUAAGAUUAUUACUACUCUAUCAUGAACCAGAACUAUGUUCUUUCUUGGAUACAAAAAGAGUGUCUCCUGAUCAAUAUACAAAAGGAUGGGUAACUACUUUGUUUGCUGGUGUAUGUUCGCUACCAGCUGUUUGUACAAUGUGGGAUCUAUAUUUCAUGCAAGCUGAUCCAUUUUUUAUGUUAUUUCUUUCACUUAUUAUGGUGAUAAAUGCCAGGGAGCAAAUCUUAAGUAUGAAAGAUAAUGAUAAACAAAAUAUAAUAGAUGCAAUUGCUGCUAUGCCAUGUGCAUUGGAAGCAGAAGAUGUGACAGACUUUUGCUCAUUGGCACAAUAUUAUGCAAUGAAAACGCCAUCAUCCUUUAAACAAGAUUUAUAUCCUAUUAUGUUUGGCGAUGGUUUUGAUGAAAAAUGUAUAUCACAUGUACUUUGUUUGCCUGUAUCGGCCCAAGAAUUAGUUGAAAAUUCCAUCGAGAGUCCGUCCAUGGCUAACACCUCGGUUGAAUCUGUUAAGUUCUUUUUGGUAGACUGUAGACCUGCUGAACAGUAUAAUGCAGGACACCUACCAACUGCAUUUCAUUUAGAUUGUGAUUUGAUGUUACAAGAACCUGCUGCUUUCGCAACAGCAGUACAAGGAUUGUUGCAAGCACAACGACAAGCAUUAGCUGUUGGAUCGCAAGCUGGUGGUGAACACCUUUGCUUUUUAGGAAGCGGUAGACAAGAGGAAGAUCGUUAUACGCAUAUGGUAGUUGCAUCUUUUCUACAGAAACAUACUCAAUAUGUUAGUAUGGUUACAUCAGGAUAUCAAGCUAUACAUGAAUAUUUUGGUGACGAAGUCGUUUCUAGUCUUGUUGAUCAUAAUUCACAGCAUUGUUUAGUAUGCAGUGCUAAUAUUUCAGAGACAAAUUCGAACGAAGCAAGUCCUGCCAAGGUUAAAAAUAAUAAUUCCGAUUUCUUCGGAAAAAUAAAAAAAGUAAAGGUAAAAUUAUUCGAUUAUAUUGUUAAUCCGUCAGCAAGUGUGCAUAAUAAUAUAGAAAACAGAAACGGCAAGGACUUGGAUUUUGUUAAACGACAGAAAAAGACGGCCCCAGUAUUUAGUAUAGAUGAUGAUCAAGAAUUGGAUAUGACAAUGACAAAUAAUGAAAGUGAAGAACCUAUUGAAGUUGUAUCUAUUCAACAAUGGAUGAAAGAUCCGAAAUUGCUACAUUCCUUUAAAUGUCAAGAAUACUUCGAGAAAUACAAGAAAGGAAAGGUGCAGCACAUGUAAUUGUAAAACGUCCGUUAACGAGUAUUGUUAAAAUAACAUCUAGAAAAAGACAUUCAGAUUUGAUUACAUUUAAAUACGGUACAACGCAAUAUAAUGAUACGGUAAUUUCAGAUAUGGAUAAAUUUCUUAUUCCUAACGCGAGUGAGGCUACUAAAUUAAUCACGCAACAGAUUUUAAAACAAUUGAAAACAUCAAAUUGA